Molecule: messenger RNA, 1743 nt
Organism: Trichoderma aggressivum f. europaeum
Lineage: Eukaryota; Fungi; Ascomycota; Sordariomycetes; Hypocreales; Hypocreaceae
Exons: 5
Coding region: 1-1743 (580 amino acids)
Biological process (GO): positive regulation of translational termination; positive regulation of translational elongation; translational elongation
Molecular function (GO): ribosome binding; RNA binding; translation elongation factor activity
Source: RefSeq, a predicted model, not a curated record
AUGAUGGCCAAAAGGCAAAGAGGGAUGGCCAGAGUCGCGCUUAAAAAUGGGCCGGAGCUGACCACACCAAUACUUACUGUAUGGGGAGCUACCACAGCUACUACGGGGUACUACAGCGGCCGAUUCAGGGGGACGCAAGGGAAGCAGGGAAGCAAGGAGGCUGGGGAGCUCUUGGUCGCCCUUGGGGUCCCAUCCGCUUACCGCUGGGUUGCAGCAUCAUGUCCGAAGAGUCCACUGGCGACUGGAGACUCUACGCAAGCCGUCAACCUGGACUUUGAAGCCCGAGUUCCCGUGCCCUUUAGCAUCUUCCCGUCCACUUAUAAGGACAACGAAGCAGCACGCCCUCAGACUCAAAUCACCACUCACGAGGAGGUUCAACUAACCCUCCCUCAAAAGAAGCCAGCCGGACGGGAGGGUCAACUCUCUUCUUUCCCCCCAAGCACCGAGCUAGCUCCUCCUCGCAAGGAACACCGCUUUGAAGAAGAGGUCCGUAUCACUCGUGAGGAAGAACGUCACCGCCGUCCCGGUUCCCGCCAGUCCGAACGCUUCGUAAAGGAAGAGUUCCGUGGGGAUGAGAAUGGGCACGGGGAGGGCGGCGGAGCUCACUAUGGGGAGCUGACAGCCGGGGUGGGAGUUCAGCUAGGGUUCCCAGCCAUGCCAUUUUAUCCCGGCUCAGGGGUGCCCGGGCCCACAGGUGUUGGCCCAGAGACGAAGGAAGCUCAAGCACAAAAGGGAAUCUCUCCAACUAACUCGAGUACUUUUAGACCUAUCCCACCUCCUCCUCGAGACUACACUGAGACUCAGGUCAAAGUUGAUUCAUCUCGCCGCUUCUCCAACCCCAUUGACGUUGCUGAGCGCGAAUAUCGGGAACGUUUCCGUCCUCAACAACCCGAAGCCACUACCGGUCUUGAACUAGUUCAAGUCCGUCGUCCUCACCACCAGAAGUCCUCUACCAAGGUCUCUGACAUCACCGUCGACGAGCGUGUUUCCAUUGCCCGUCCCAACUUCCGUGAGGAAAUCAAGAUCACUGAGGAAAUCCGCGAGUCUACUCCGUAUCCUUCCGAACAAUCAGCCAAGAUGGGUUACUACGACGACGAAGGCUCCUACCACUCCAUCCGCCAGGAUGUCAAGCACGGCGUGGCCAAGGCAGUGGACAAGCUGCUCCCCCAUCACCAUCACCACCAUCAUCAUCAUCACAGUGACAAUAAUAACACCACCAUUACAGAGCACGUUGAGGUCGAUGUUGUCCGCCACGAUGCUAACUCUUCGCGCCGCCCAGCUCCUGCCACCGAGUCGCAGCCUAACACUGUGUCCAUCCCCUGCCACCACAUCCGUCUGGGUGACUUCUUGAUGCUCCAGGGCCGACCAUGCCAGGUCAUCCGCAUCUCGACCUCGUCUGCCACUGGCCAGUACCGCUACCUCGGUGUUGACCUCUUCACCAAGCAGCUGCACGAGGAGUCCUCCUUCAUUGCCAACCCCGCCCCCAGCGUCGUUGUCCAGACCAUGCUCGGCCCUGUCUUCAAGCAGUACCGCGUCCUCGACAUGGCUGACGGCUUCGUCACUGCCAUGACCGAGACCGGCGAUGUCAAGCAGGGUCUGUCUGUCAUUGACCAGUCCAACCUUUGGUCUCGUCUCCAGCAGGCUUUCGAGUCUGGCCGCGGCAGCGUCCGUGUCCUCGUCCUCAACGACGGCGGCCGUGAGCUCGCCGUUGAGAUGAAGGUCAUCCACGGCUCUCGCUUGUAA